Messenger RNA from Paramisgurnus dabryanus, 1912 nucleotides. RefSeq names its product forkhead box I3b (gene foxi3b). Gene Ontology annotation, biological process: regulation of transcription by RNA polymerase II; cell differentiation; anatomical structure morphogenesis. The record is from RefSeq and is a predicted model, not a curated record. Gene Ontology annotation, molecular function: RNA polymerase II cis-regulatory region sequence-specific DNA binding; DNA-binding transcription factor activity, RNA polymerase II-specific. Lineage: Eukaryota; Metazoa; Chordata; Actinopteri; Cypriniformes; Cobitidae.
AAAACAGGUGCAACAGGUGACAAUGUUGAUGAAGCAGUAGACAACAGGGUAGCACUCUGAGAGGACACAAGCCAGAGCACAACAGUAGGAAACAACUGAGAAGUCUUGAAAAUAUUCAACAAACCAACAGAACAAACGAAUACGAGAAUAAAACACCCUUUUAAAGCUACAAGUGGAGCACAGAGGAUCACAAAGCAAUGACGUCCUAUGAAUCUCAAGGUCAGUCUCCGACAAGAUGUGGGCCUCAGUUUCCCAGUUUAGGACAAGAAGCUCCAGAACUGAAUCUCUACAACGACAGCUACUAUCCCCCUUCAUCACUGCCGAGUCCACAGCGAACAAACCCUUCUUCUUAUGAACUUGGAGACUAUGCUGCCUCUUCACCUAACCCUUACCUGUGGUUCAACAGCCCAGGGAUGAACAGCGCUCCCUAUCUCCCAGGUGGAACCCCUGGCCCUGUGGGACCCCCAUUCGUUCCCCAGCACUAUGGCAUGCAAAGGCCCUAUCUGGGUCCUGGGGGUUCGGGUGGUCCAGGUGGUGAUCUGGGCUGGUUCUCUAUGCCAUCUCAGGAGGAUCUUAUGAAGCUGGUUAGGCCACCUUAUUCAUACUCAGCUCUCAUUGCCAUGGCCAUACAUGGUGCGCCUGAACGUCGCCUGACUUUGAGUCAGAUUUAUCAGUAUGUUGCUGAUAAUUUCCCUUUUUAUAAUAAGAGCAAGGCGGGAUGGCAGAACUCUAUUCGUCACAAUCUUUCACUGAACGACUGUUUCAAAAAGGUUCCACGAGAUGAGGAUGAUCCUGGUAAAGGUAACUACUGGACCCUAGAUCCGAAUUGUGAAAAAAUGUUUGACAACGGCAACUUCAGGCGCAAGAGAAAAAGAAAGUCUGACAGUCUUCUUGAGAAGAGUGGCUCUGGGGGUAAUCUCAGCCCUGAGUCAGGAGACAGCAAUGGCAGGGGCAGCCCGAAAAAUCAAGCUGACAUUUCCAAUUCUCCCGAAAAGGGUCCUUCACCAGCAUCCACGGGUCCAUCCCCAUGCUUGAGCAACUUCCUGACUGAGAUGUCUGGUGUAGCGGCUGGGUCUUUGGAUAUUGAAGGAGAUCCCUUAAAUCGCCCAUUUUCCAUCGGUCUUCCUUUGGAUGGACCGCAGAGAUCUUCACAACCGACAUGUUUUGGCACCUACUCUCCCAGUUCUGCAAUGUCUGAGUGGGCUUCACCUCUGCCCCCGCCGCCUUCCAUCUCCCCAACAUCUUCCCACUCCACUUUAGGUUACAGCGGUCCUGCUCUCGGGCAAUAUAAUGGCCAUUUCUACCCCGGUUUGAGCUCGACCGGUAUUCUUUACUCACGGGAGGGCACAGAGGUGUAAAUGAGGAAAAAGGUGACAGCAAAAAUAGACUUUGAUUGAAUAAUCAAUCGACACCACAGAAUUUGAUGGCAAAAAUAAGGACAUUAAUGUUUUCAUGAAACUCUUUGUUUUCAAAAAUCUCCCGGUAAGUCCUGUGGGUGAAAGAAAGAAAUGAAUUCCCACAGGAAUGGCCUAGUCAGCAUGAGAUAUGGCUGGCUGACACUAUAAGGGCCCCUGCUACCAGCAGAUCUGAUAUGAGACCAUUUGCUGACAUCGAGACAUUCUGCACAGCUCUCUAAUGCUUACUAACUCAUGUUACCGAUACCAAAUUCAAAAUCCUGAAAUGAAAUCGAACUGACUAUUUCGGACAGAAACUCCAGUGAAACUGAAUGCAGUAAAGCAGAUUUUGAUUUGCUCGCAUUGUUACAUGACACUAUUGGUCUUUGUAUUGUCAAAAACAUUUCUGUAUUUUGUGUAUAGUUGUAAAGUUGAGAAUAUGUGAACGUUGGAGUGUAUUUUAUUGUGAGGGGAUAAAUGGCUUCUGUUUAUUUUAAAUAAAAUAUUUUUUAAAAGUG